AUGUUCCUGUCCAAUGCCACAGCUGUAAGCCCAGUUCUGACCACGCUGUGGCAGGAAGUGGUUCCACAAGGUGCCAAUGUGUCUGGCCUGGCCCGUAAGUCCACCAGCAGCGGCCAUAGUGAGCUGGAGGCACUGUAUGUUCUCAUCGUACUUGGCUUCUUUGGCUUCUUCACCUUGGGUAUCAUGCUGAGUUACAUCCGCUCCAAGAAGCUGGAGCACUCCCAUGACCCCUUCAAUGUGUACAUCGAGUCAGACACCUGGCAGGAGAAGGACAAGGCAUACUUCCAGGCCCGGGUCCUGGAGAGCUGCAAGGCUUGCUGUGUGAUUGAGAACCAGCUGGCCGUAGAACAGCCCACUGCACACCUUCCUGAGGCAAAGCCUUCCUCCUGA
This is a messenger RNA of Elephantulus edwardii (Cape elephant shrew), 390 nucleotides long. It is a transcript of the gene KCNE1, whose product is annotated as potassium voltage-gated channel, Isk-related family, member 1. Bases 1 to 390 code for a protein of 129 amino acids. Lineage: Eukaryota; Metazoa; Chordata; Mammalia; Macroscelidea; Macroscelididae. Gene Ontology annotation, biological process: membrane repolarization during action potential; regulation of ventricular cardiac muscle cell membrane repolarization; negative regulation of delayed rectifier potassium channel activity. The transcript has a single exon. The record is from RefSeq and is a predicted model, not a curated record. Gene Ontology annotation, cellular component: membrane. Gene Ontology annotation, molecular function: transmembrane transporter binding; delayed rectifier potassium channel activity; voltage-gated potassium channel activity involved in ventricular cardiac muscle cell action potential repolarization.